AGUCCUGCCUCUGCUCCCUGCAGCGGGCUGUGUGAAAGGAGAGGGGAAGCUGCAGAGUUUUUCUUUUUUUUUUUCUCCCCCAUUUUCUUACUUUUUGUGUCGGUUUGUCUUGGAAAGACACGAGUCGGAGUUAACGGAGAAGAGCAGGUAUCCAGAGCAGAAAGCCUAAACAAGAAAAAAAUAAAAUAGAAGUUCCUCCUCGGGAUUACUUUUGCGUCGCUGCGGAUUAUCAUCUGGUAAAAAUGUCAGCAGACAUGGAUGUGAGGACAAACUCGAAGGUGGGCGGAUGCUUUGCUGAGAAACAUGACCGCCAACAAGAGUUCGAAGGCCGCGCCCCGUGCAGGCGGGGGUAAAGCUGCGCGCGACGCCCCUGACAGGUCUCAGUCCACUUCCCCGUGCCCGGUGGUCUCUGCCAGCCGGGUCCAGAGCCAGCAGCUCCUCCUCAGCGACGCCGAGAACUCUGGCAAGCAAAGCAAGUACGCCAGGACCGACGGCCGGUUCCUGCUACGCUCUGGAUGGAGCGGCAAGACAGCUAGCCUGUGCAGUGGUGCRUCUCUCACAGGUGACACCGACCCUCUCACCAAGUCCAAGAGCAUCAGCUGCCUGGACAACAGGCUCUCGAUCUACAAGCCCCCAGCUCAAACCAAGUCCUGUCAGGAGCAGAAGGAACAAAAGGAGAACCAAGGGGAUCUCCACGCAGGAGAAGGACUCAAUGGUCGGCCUUUGAGCUGGAGCACAGUCUCACUGGGACCUUCUUCUAACCAAGGCCACAAGCGCACCCUCUCACUUACUCACUCGGGAGUAGGCGUCCCCCCCACCACAAUCCGCAAAAAGAUCUCAGAAUGGGAGUGCAGGAGAGUGUCUCUGCCUAGGAUGAGUUUGUGUCUGGACAAAAGAGGAGGGGAUUGUGUGGGGGGUAGCGAGGGCUGCCCAAGUCUGCUGUCGUCUCCUUGCAGCGAGAAGACUUUUGAUUUCAAGAGUACGCGCAGGAUGAGCACGGCGUUCUCCGAAUGCUCCUUCACAGGGACGGACAAUGAGGAGGGCGUUCCAGAAAAAGACGGCCUCGGCCGCUUCCAGAAACGGAAAGUCAAGGCCGAGUCCUCGGGAGCAUUUGUGCGAACCCUGUCCGCUCGCAAGGAGACGUCAGCAGUCCUCAACAGGAUACAAAAGAUAGAGCAAGCGCUGAAGGAGAACCCCAGCCCCCCACCUCCCCGCUACCUGAGUAACUGCUAUGCUCCGGACAAGAUGAGACAGAAGUCGUUCGUGAUAGGCGACGACCUGGACAGCACGUGCGCCAGCAAGCGCAGCAGCAUUUGCUCGGUGGCCACCGAACCCGAUACCGUUUCAGCCUUGGAAAAGCUCUCCAAACUCAGAAAAAGGUUUAGCGUGAGUUCGACCAGGUCAGAGAGCCCAGAACCGCCGAGCCAACAGACCUCAGCGGGCACACAAAUCAACCCCUUACCCAAACCCAAACGCACUUUUGAGUACGACGCCAAAAGGGACCAAAAGGACGUUUUGCCAACCAAUGGACUACCUCCAGACAGAUCCUCCGAAUCUCCGCCGCCCCUGCCCUUGACCCCCGCGCCCAGUGCCACGCGGACGGCAAAGAGCGAGGGGAGCACCCCUGCGAGAAUCCACGACAGGGAGUCGUGCGAGUCAGAGGACGCUGCCAGCCUGCCGUCUUCGCAUCCGUCCUCUCCCACAGAGAACGGCGCACUGACCACAGACCCACACAGUCGACCCAAUUCAAAAAGCACUUUAGAGGAGAACGCCUAUGAGGACAUAUUAGAGAAAGAGAAUCCCUACGAGGAUGUUGACCUGAAGCGGAAGAGUUUCGGUCGGAAGUCUGGUCUGUCGGAGAGCAGCAGAUCGUGGACCACAAUGGACAGGAAGCUGAGCUCCCCACCUCAGCUGCCCUCCAAACCCAGCAGCCAGUCUCUUCGCCUCCCGGGUCCGAGCGACAGGAAGAGCCACCAGACGUCGAAGCGCUACAGCCACGACGAAAUGCUGCUCAUUCCCCAGAUUGGGGUCUCGACGUCACCCUGCAGCCUGCUGGAUGAGAAUCUCUGCAGCACCAGUGAUACACUGUCUUCACGCAGGCACUGGAGGAUCCCCAAGCUGGUCCAAAGGAUCAACUCCAUUUACUGCACUAAACGAGGGAAGAAGAGGCUAAAAAAGCUGUCCAUGUCCAAUGUUGAGACGGCGUCCCUCAGAGAUGACAACAGUGAGAGUGAGAGUGACUCUGAUGACCGGUUCAAAGCUCAUACCCAGAGGUUACUGAAACUGCAGUCCAUCCUCCGACGAGCCCCGAGCUACCGCACGCUGGAGCUGCAGCUCAUCGAGUGGCAGGAGAGAGAGCUCUUCGAGUACUUUGUGGUGGUCUCGCUGAAAAAGAAACCCAGCAAGAACUCCUACACCCCUGAGGUCACCUAUCAGUUCCCAAAGUCGUGUUGCCUCCUCUUGCAGUUGGAAAGGCCCACCAAGCAGAUGAGGGAGGCAGAGCAGAGGCUUAAAGCUAUUCCUCAGUUCUGUUUCCCAGAUGCAAAAGACUGGAGUCCUGUUUCUGAGCACACCAGCGAAACUUUCUCUUUCAUGCUGACCGGGGAGGACGGCAGCAGGAGGUUUGGGUACUGCAGACGCCUCCUGCCAACAGGGAAAGGACCUCGCCUUCCAGAGGUGUACUGUGUCAUCAGCAGGCUGGGCUGUUUCGACUUGUUCUCCACUAUCCUGGACGAGGUGGAACGACGGAGAGGCAUCUCAGCAGCGCUGGUUUAUCCCUUCAUGAGGAGCUUGAUGGAGUCUCCGUUUCCUGCUCCGGGGAAGAUUAUCAAAGUGAAAACCUUCCUGCCUGGUGCAGGAAAUGAGGUCAUCGAGCUGAGGCGGCCCACAGACUCCAGACUGGAGCACGUGGACUUUGACAGUUUGUUCAAAUGCCUGAGUGUACGACAAGUGAUACGUGUCUUUGCCUCGCUGCUACUGGAGCGCCGAGUCAUCUUUGUAGCUGACAAACUGAGCACCUUAUCCAGCUGCAUGCUCGCUGUGGUGGCGCUGCUCUACCCUUUCUCCUGGCAGCACACCUUCAUCCCCGUGCUGCCCGCCUCCAUGUUGGACAUCGUCUGCUGUCCCACCCCCUUCCUGGUGGGGCUGCUGUCCAGCUCGCUGCCUAAACUCAAAGAGCUGCCUGUGGAAGAGGCUUUAAUGGUCGACCUUGGAACUGACCGCUUCAUCCGACAGAUGGAUGACGAGGCCUCGUUGUUGCCACGGAAACUCCAAGCGGCUCUGGAGCAAGCGCUGGAGCAGAGGAACGACAUCGUCAACCAGGACUCUGACAGCGAGUCAGACGAAGAGUAUAAUUCCUUGAACAGCCUGGUGUCAGAGGCUUUCAUCCGCUUCUUCCUGGAGACCAUGGGACACUACUCGCUGUUCAUCACUCAGAACGAGCGUGGAGAGCGAUGUUUUCAGAGAGAGGCCUUUCGCAAGACGGUGGCAUCGAAGAGCGUCCGUCGUUUCCUGGGCGUCUUCAUGGAGUCCCAGAUGUUUGCCGGCUUCAUUCAAGAUCGGGAGCUGAGGAAAACCAGGGCUAAAGGUCUGUUUGAGCAGAGGGUGGAUCAAUAUCUGGAGGAGCUGCCGGACACGGAGCAGAGCGGAGUUAACAAGUUCCUGAAAGGCCUUGGAAACAAAAUGAAAUUUCUCCACAAAAAGAACUGAAGAGGAAAACUGAAGAUCCACAAGCCUCUGCUUGAAACUCAGACUUUUAUUUUAUUUUUGAAAUAAAAACUGUACAUAUUAUUUUACUGUAAGCUGUGACACUCUUUGCUUAUUGUGAGACGAUGGUGAGAGCAGGACGGUACACAGCGAGUGAGUCGUAGAGUAACCACUGACGUUCAGGUGUGCCUGUGAGGAUUGCUAUCAGAGUGUGUGAGUGACUGGAAUGUGAUGUGAUGUACAGGUAAUGAUGUUUUCAUACAGCAGCUUUUAUCCUCUGUUUAAGGAGUUGCAUUCAGAAACUGUAAAUGCAUCAAAAAUAAUGAAGAUAAAAUAUCUUAACUCUUCAGUCUUUUGUCAAUAAAUCCAUUUAAUUUUAAACGUC
Messenger RNA from Austrofundulus limnaeus, 4090 nucleotides. It is a transcript of the gene dennd2b, whose product is annotated as DENN domain containing 2B. The coding region runs from base 304 to 3708 and encodes 1134 amino acids. The transcript has 20 exons. Gene Ontology annotation, biological process: positive regulation of ERK1 and ERK2 cascade. Lineage: Eukaryota; Metazoa; Chordata; Actinopteri; Cyprinodontiformes; Rivulidae. The record is from RefSeq and is a predicted model, not a curated record.